AUGAUGAUCGCAUAGAAACAUCACAAUUAAGAAGACCCUAACACUAAAAGAGUCCUUAAACUUUCAACAAUCAAAGUACAUCCUUUACCUGAUGGUCCAAAUUUUAGUGUUUUGGAAAAACUGAAGAAAAUCGUCUGA
Molecule: messenger RNA, 138 nt
Organism: Paramecium octaurelia
Lineage: Eukaryota; Ciliophora; Oligohymenophorea; Peniculida; Parameciidae
Source: the annotation of a GenBank genome assembly